AUGGAGCGACUGAAGCUGCCCGAUGUCGUAACUGAGUACGUGCAAUGCCUCGACGCAGCGUUGCCGGAUGAGGGAGAGCUCACCGAAGCCUCUCUUGAGGACUGCUGGAGCAACGUGAAGGCAGCCAUUAACAGUGCUGUUGAAGGCGCCGUUGGGUUCGUGGAGCGGAAUCGACGGAACGAUUGCAAGCCCACACUAGUUCAGCAGAGCACAGCAGAUCUACCGGCAUCCCGAGUCUCACCAACUCGCCCCUUUUUCAUUUGCGGAGUGGACUACUGUGGACCGUUCUUCAUCAAGUCAACUGUCCGUAAUCGUUCACCAACGAAGGCGUACGUAGCAGUAUUUGUCUGUUUCGCAACGAAGGCUGUACACAUCGAGCUAGUAAGUGACCUUACCACAGCGGCAUUCCUAGCAGCUCUUCGUCGAGUGGUUGCCCGCAGAGGAAGGAUCGCAGAAUUGCACUCGGAUAACGCUACUACAUUCAAGGGUGCUUCGCACGCACUCAACCGCAUCUAUCGGAUGCUUAAGACGGACCAAGCUGAUCGUGACAGGAUCUUCAACUGGUGUUCCGAGAAUGAAAUCCGUUGGAAGUUCAUUCCACCACGAGCACCACACUUUGGAGGUCUGUGGGAGGCUGCGGUGAAGUCUACAAAAAAGCACCUCCUGAAAACUGUAGGCAACACCAACAUCGCCUACGAACAAAUGGUCACGCUGUUGGCCCAGGUCGAGAUGUGCCUGAAUUCCCGGCCGCUGACGCCGAUGUCAAGUGAGCCGUCUGAUCUGGAGGUCCUUACCCCGGGACAUUUUCUCAUCGGGUCCAACAUGCAAGCCGUUCCAGAAGCUGAUCUGCAUGGAGUUCCUGAUAACCGUUUACAGUUGUACGAGCAGACCCAAAAGCACCUCCAAAACAUUUGGGCUCGCUGGUAUCCUGAGUACUUGCAGCAACUGCAAUCACGGGCUACCAAAGGCUGCAAACCACCGGUGACCGUUGAGGUCGGUCGAAUUGUCGUCAUCAAAGAGGAUAAUGUCCCGCCUGCAUAUUGGCCGCUCGGUAAGAUCAUCAAGCUGCAUCCGGGGAAGGAUGGUGUUGUUCGAGUCGUGACUCUAUGGACUGCACCAGGGAAGGACAUCGUACGAGCUGUUGUCAAGCUAGCGCUGUUACCAUCACCGAACCCAAGCAUCUGA
Messenger RNA from Ochlerotatus camptorhynchus, 1185 nucleotides. RefSeq lists its product as uncharacterized. Gene Ontology annotation, biological process: DNA integration. Gene Ontology annotation, molecular function: nucleic acid binding. The coding region runs from base 1 to 1185 and encodes 394 amino acids. NCBI's taxonomy places the organism in Eukaryota, Metazoa, Arthropoda, Insecta, Diptera, Culicidae. The transcript is spliced from 2 exons. The record is from RefSeq and is a predicted model, not a curated record.